Molecule: messenger RNA, 278 nt
Organism: Amoebophrya sp. A25
Lineage: Eukaryota; Dinophyceae; Syndiniales; Amoebophryaceae
Source: the annotation of a GenBank genome assembly
AUGCGACGCAGCGCGUCUGAGAACGUCGUCUCUCGCUACUGCGGACGUUGGGCCCUGCCAGCGGGCUACGUAACUUCGCCAGCCUCCAAUGCGACUCGUGCCUCAUCAUCUCCAACUGCUCCUCAUGGCAACGUCAACAACAAUAAUGUCCAACACACAACUUUCGAACAGAGCAGUCCUUCUGAAAAUCAAUGUACUUCUUCAGCUGUGAUAUUGGGAGGAGCAGCCUCUCCUCCAACGGCGACAUCAUCUUGCGCUUUGCCACAAUUACGUAGUUG